AUGGAGGACUUCAGGAACAUCGCCGAUGAGAGCCUGCCCAGCCUCCUGGGCGCCUCCCUGAGCAGCGGCGCCAGCCUCGCUCUGGAGAACGUCACCAUCGCCUCAAACCCCGGCCUGCCUGUGGCAGCUUCCACCCUGGCCAAGAGUAAAGCGGGCUGUGACAACAGGUUCUCCGAUGUGCAGGCAUCUUACUUGGAAGAAGGUCGAUGUUCCCUGGCAUCAGGAUCUCCUCACAGCAUUCAGUCUGAUCCAGGUCCGGAAGGGAGAUUUGCCCUCAGCUUUCGGGAUGACAUGGAAAUUGUUACACGGAUCAAAGAACCUCAGCUGACUUGUGCUAGUCUGAAAGAGUCCCGCUCAGUGUGCGGAGAGGACGAGAGGAAUGUCAUGGAGCAUUCAAGUAACAGCCAUGAUACCUUGGUUGAGUUACUACCCCUUGAACGAUUAGAAGAUUUGUCAACUGGAAUAUGUUUUCUUCCAGGCAGUAAGGAUAGCAAGAUUGGUACAUUUGAACCUUGUGAAAAACUGAUAGAAGGUGAAAUUUUAAGUGAGCAUCUCAGCGCUAGCCUUUCAAGUUUUUUAGAGAAUGAGAAACUCUCAUCUAUUGCGAGCUUAGGAGGAGACUCUACUGAUGAUGAUAUUGAUGAUGAAGAGUUCUUUGACAACCAGCUGGAAGCCUAUUUUGAGCAGCUGGUACCACCAGAAAUGGCAAGAGGAGACACCAGCAUGCAGGAACUGACCAAAUGCUGUACAGCACUGAAGCUUUCUGAAAAUGACUUAAUUCAAGAGAACUUUCAGACUGUGGCAGGAGGAGGCGCUGGCAAUGCUCUUGAUGAAGACUCCCAAAAAACAGAGAUAGCUGGAUGUUCUGUAGAAAGAGAAAUGCUGCCAAGAACAGUCCAGCAACUGAAUUCCGUGCCUGGUGGAGAUGUGCUGGAUGCUUGCAGUGCUGCUGAGUUGAGGUUAGAUUCACUCUAUCUUCAGUGCAUGGACAGCCAUAAAGCGGAUGAUCUGGGCACUCUCCCAGCGCAAGAAAUAAAAUCAUCUGAGGGCCGGGUUCCUUCUGAUGCAGAAGUGCUGUGCCCGGCAGAAGGAGUUCUGGGUUACUGCACAAGUCCCGAGAUUCCGCUGAGCGCAAGCGCGGCUGGAGCGGAUGCAGGUUCCCCUGAGUGUGACGUUGGACUUGCAGACACUUACCUGUCUCCCACUGCAGCCAGCUGUGAUCUGUGCCCGCCCGCAAAAGACAGAGGUGAUACACCACACAGCAUUGUUUAUCAAAAUGAGGAGGGCAAGUGGGUGACUGACCUUGCAUAUUAUACCUCAUUUGAUGAAGAGCAAGAUUUAAAUCUAUCUGAAGAAGAUAAAAUAAAUGAGGAGUUCGUAACUGGAUCCAAAGCAGCAGCUAUGAUUGCACAAGACCAGGAAGAAUUUGAGAAAGCACACAGACUUGUACAGGCAGGGAAGGUAGACUUUCUAAAUGCAUCUGAACUAGCAGAUUCUUCGUGGAGAUCUGCCAACAGCUGCAUUCCCCUGAGAGCAUCGGAUCUUAGUAAAGAUGCUAGUUAUUUACGCCUAUCUCUGGGAGAGUUCUUUGGUCAGAGAUCUGAAGCUCUUGGUUGUCUUGGUGGAGGCAGUGAUGUGAAACGGCCAUCUUUUGGUUAUCACAUUACAUCCCCAAAGAAAAGGGAACCUGUUGCUCUGUUAAGACAGUCUGAUGCGUCAGGAGAUUAUGCUGACCAAGAGAGUUCACAAUUAUUUGAAGUGUUUCCAGAUGAUUUGGGAGCACAUAUAAAAGAGCAAACAAAUUCUGUUGAUUGUGAAAAUGGAUGUCAUGGAAGGGAGGCUGCAUCUGGAAUACAUAAAAACUUUAGUAUAGAAACUGCUACCAAAAGUAAAGCAAAGGAUGGAUUUUAUAAAGGCAAGCUUGAAGAGAGUUCCCCUGAGCAUUCGGACUCUGUCCUGAGCAUUAGUACAAUUGCCUCUGCUAUUGCCAAUGCUUCUGCCAGCACGGAGCCUGCCCAGCUAGCUGCUAUGAUGAUGGAACUCUCAAAUAAAAGUAAGAAGAAAUGCUUCCUUCCUGGAGUUGUAAACGAUGUGGAACUAGCUGCUAAUCGAGCUUCAUCGAGCAGUGUGGAAAAUAGUGCAUUUGAUAUGGAAAAAUAUCUCAAAAAAACAGAUGAGACGGAACAUGAAAGUGACUAUGAGAGUAUUGUGAAACAUGAAGCAUCUGUCCAGAACCUUAUUUAUGAUAGCUUUUUAGUGGAUAAAAAUAAGCAUACUCUUGCAGAAGAUUUGUUAAAUAAUCAUAACAAGCAGCAGGAAAUAGAGAAGCGGUUUGUGAAUUAUUUUCGUGAAGAAGCUGGCAUUCAGAAUAUCUCUUGUCUAUCUAACGUUCCGAUGGAUGAAGACAGAACUGCAAAUAAUGCUAAAUGUUCAGAAAAAUUAUCUGAUUUAAUAAAUGGUAAACCCUCACAGUCAGCGAGAGCUCAUCUUGUAUCAGAUGUGCUUGGUACCCCAAACCAAUCUACUGCAAGUGGAGCAAAAGUUUGUGGAACUGCUUCAGCAACAGAAACGGAAGUGGUGUGCAGGGGUCAGCUUGCCUGCCAUAGCAGCCUUCUUGCUACUGCCUGUUCUAAGGAGACUGCAGAAACAGGAGAUGAGGCAGCAGGUGCUGUUCCUGAGACCUGUAAUGGUUUGGUGAAAAGAACGUCAGGAAACACUGUGUCAGGUAGCAACUUCAACACUACAAAGCAAUCUAGCAUGCACGUUAGUCCUACGGCAGCAAGACCUGUGCAGAGAUUGAGCAGUGAUGAAAAGAAGCAAGAGGGAAAAACACAAAAGAGAAACAAAGAUGCUGGUAGUGCUUGCAGUGGGAAUGUGAAGCAUGUAACUUUUGAGAAGCUCUCUGUGACUUCACAGAAUGGUGGUGAGCAUAAACCCGUUCUUCCCGAAUGUGACUUUCAAUCUGUAGAGGAUGAGCAGUGCAGCUUCAGACCUUCAACUUCACCACUAAUUCACUCAUCACCUAGUGAUACUUCUGGAACAACAUUUUCAGGGUCUGAGACGGACUUUGCUUGUGCAUCGAAUUGCCAGAAGUCCCGCAGUGACAGCGCGCUUCCUCACUCAGUUUACUCAAGUCCUAGCAUAAGCAGAUUAACCUAUGUCUCUGCAUCUGACAGUACGCUUAAGAAUACAGCCAUAAUGCAUAAUCCAGACGUGUGGGGUGAAAGUGCCAGUGAACUGAGCACAACAAUAAUAAAAGCCAGCCCAACUCCUUCGCUGGAGCAUCUAAAUGAAAAUCUAAACGACUACUCUUUUCAAAGAAAGAGAAAAGAAACACUCUUUAAUAUUGAUGACAAAUCAGAGGGAAAAGAAUUUGUAAGUCUUAAAAGUAAGCUUGAAAGUGAAAAACUGUCCAAGAAUGAUUUCCCAGCAAAUGAAAAUCAGGUUGCAUCCAGUCCUUCAAAGGUAACAUCAAAUCAUAGAGAGUUGGACUAUGUUAAACCAGCUUUAGCAAGUAAAUCAUGCACCUUUCCCACACUAUCUGAUAAUGCUGAUAAACCAGAAGCGUGGCAGGAUCAUACAAGCAAAGUACAGAGACCGGGAUUGCCAUCAUUCAAUGUACUACCCAUAUAUCCUGGAUUAAGCAGUUAUAUUCCGUUAAAUCCGAACUCAUCUGAGGAACAGUAUGUUCCUAUUUCAAGCUUUAAAUCCCACGUCACUGCUUCUGAGAGUCAAACAAGUUCAUCUGUUCCCACGUUGCUUACAGGAUGUUCGCUUGCAACGACUCCAUUUGCUCAGCAGCAUCUGGGAAGUAUCCCAGCUACUGCAGGUGCAGCUUUGUCUCGGUUUCGUGCUGGCACCUUGGCAGGUUUUGGUCUCCCAGGAGGACUUCCUGGCAGUGGUCUCCCAGCAGGACAUGCUCAAAAUCCAGUUACUGCAGGAAUUCCUUUAGGUGCGAAUAUUGGUCCUGGAUCUUUGGGUGCAGCUUCGCUUUGUAAUCCACAUUCUGCUUGGAACAAGAAUAUCUUAAAUAUAAAAGCAUACACUGGACAGCCUUUGGGCCUCGGUAGAAAUGAGUGGGAGUCGUCAGCGUUGCCUGGUUUUGGUCAUGUGAAAGUCCCCGAAGAGCUGAAGUUCCCUAAUGCUUGCUGUGUGGGAAUUGCCUCCCAGACAACGCUCAGCAUUUUUAAUCCAACUGAGCGGUGGUUGCAGGUCAGCAUUGGCAUAAUCAGUAUUUCAGUCAAUGGGGAAAAGAUGGAUCCUGUGAAGUACCAGUGUCUUGUGUUCAAGAACAAGACCAUUGUAGGACCACAUUCUACUGAUGACCUGAAAAUACUUUUCUUGCCAUGUCAUUCAGGGAUCUUUCAGUGUAUUCUCAGUGUUUCAUCUUGGCAGGUUUCAGCAGAUGCUGAGACAAUAGUUCAGGCAGAAGCUUUGGCGAGUAGAGUAGUUCUGACCGCGGUUGCUGAACAUCCUAAUAUAGAAGUGGAAAAAGGCAAAACAGAAUACUUGGACUUUGGUGACUUGCCUUCUGGCAGUUGGAAGGCUCUUCCGCUAAAACUUAUCAACAAAACCCAUGCUUUUGUGCCAAUUCGGCUUAUUAUCAAUGCAAACGCAGUCGCUUGGCGUUGCUUCACGUUUUCCAAGGAACCGGUCAAUCCUUCUAAUGAGCACUCGUUCCCAAUGGAUGCAAUUACUCCCAUAGCAGCUCCCUCGGUUGUAAACCAUGUGAUACAUGCAAGCUAUGAUGGACAAGAUCCUGAAGCUUUAACAGUUUGGGUCCUGUUCCACGCACCUAAGAAACAGAUUUCUUCUUCAGAUUCCUUAGGUCCAGCAGAUGAAUUCUUGGCAAGAGUUGAUGUGGAGGUUGAUAGCCCAGGGCCUAGCAGUGUGAUUAAAAGUAUUCCUCUUCGAGCAAGAGCUGGCACGGCGAGGAUACAUGCUCCAAAGGAUUUACAGACAAUAUCUCUGUCUGCUAGUGUGGGUUCAUCAUCUAAGCAGCAGCUGCCAUUGAAAAAUGCUGGAAACAUUGGUGUAUAUUUAAAAGUUAAGAUAUCAAAUCAGGACAGCUGCUUUUCUGUUGAACCUGAGGAUCUCUUCCUUCGUCCUGAAGAAGAACAAGAAGUAGCUGUCUUGUUUUCUCCAAAAAGCUUAAGCACUGCAGAAAGCUCAUUGAAAAUCCUCGUGCUGCCAUCUGGGCCUCAGUAUGAAGUGGUGCUGAAAGGCGAGGUGGGGAGUGUGGAAAGCAGACCUGUGUUUGCUGCUGCUCGGUGCACAGACAUCCCGCCCAUUCUCUCCAAUAAACAAUUCGUUGCCUGGGGAGGUGUAGCACUUGGGAGAUCAGUUCAGCAGAAGUUAACUCUAAGAAAUAACUCUCUGUCUGUGACUCAACAUUUAAGACUGUUGAUAAGAGGCCAGGAUCAGGACUGCUUUCAGCUGCAAAGUAUAUUUGGAUCAGAGGAACGCCUAACUAGCAAUUGGGAGCUCAAAAUCCGUCCCAAAGAAGAUACUAAUAUAUACUUGAUGUUUGCACCUACUCGUAUAACUUGCAUGUUUGCAAAGCUAGAAAUCAAACAGCUGGGGAUUCGAUCACAGCCAGGAAUUAAGUUUACUAUACCUCUUUCUGGAUAUGGAGGAACAAGCAAUAUCAUCUUAGAAAAUGUUAAAAAGCUGUCAGGUGGUUACCUGAUAAAACUGGAUGAAAUAUCCUCUGCAAGUUUGGGGAAAGUUUCUUUCCGCAUAAGAAACACAGGCUCUCGUGCUGCCUACGUUAGAGCAUUGUGCUUUGCAGACCUUGAGACAAAAAAAAUUGUGGAUCCUCACGCAAUGACGAUGAAUCCUGAGAAGUUUGUGCUAAAGGAAGGAACACAUGAGGUGAUUACUGUAACAUGGAAGCCUGUGGAAAAAGAAAACUUGCAUAAAACAAACCCAUUGAUAUCAGCAAUAUGUUUUUUUUGGGGAGAUGAAGUAUCCAGACAGCAAUAUCGUAGAGCCAUGAUGUAUAACCCUCAGGUAGAAAAACACAUAGUCCCAGAAAACAGUCUGGUGAGAAAUGUCAUAUUUGACGAAGAAUUUCAAGGGGAGCAGCUAGUGACGGAAGUAUAUGAAAUUCCAAGGAGAUCAAAUGACAUCCAUCUCUUCUAUGGAAACAUGCGGAAGAUUGUCCUUUGUGUGAUUGGAUAUUCCCCUUCUGAUCAAGAUGACUUUGAGCAGUCUCCUCAACAUCAUUUGGCAUCAGACAGGUUUGGCAACUCUGUCAGACAUAUCAAUGCAACUUUGGAUGUUCUUCCCGUUAAAGGACCUCAGGGUCCUCCGUUACAUGUUAAAACUGAUGAUAUUAUUCAGAAUAUAUUAGUGGAUCAGCAGACUUGGUCUGUUAUACCCGAAUACUUAAUUUUGACACCACCUUCUAUUAGUGGAACAGCUGAUACUGGACAUGUACAAAUUAUCAAUAAUUCUAGUAGGAUGUUGCAAUUUGAGCUUUCUUGGCCAGCUCACUGCCUUACUAUAACUCCACAACAUGGAAAUAUUGAACCAGAGAGCAGUAUACUAAUUCUGGUGAGUCCUAAUCCGUCACUUGCUACAAAACCUUCAGUAAUCCCUUGGAGUGGCCUAAUCUAUAUACACUGUGAUAAUAGACAAAAGUUUAUCAAAGUGCAGAUUCAAGAUGCAAUCGCAAAGGGUGCAUCUGAGGAAGGCUCUCCAUCUAGAAAACUGGAUAUAUUCGCUCUACCAUCUGAAAAUCCUGCUAUUCAUGUGGCAAAACCUCUUUCAAUGCCCUCAUUUUCAACAGUGGUAAUAAAGAACAGAACUGUCGUUUUUCCUAAUACAGGAUCUGGUGAAAGCUCAGAGAGCUAUCUGGAAAUGGAAAAUAAGGGGGAGGAAAACCUGAAGUGGCAUUUGUCAUCAUUUGCGCCACCCUAUGUUAAGGAUGUAGAUGAAAGUGGUCAUGUUUAUAGAGUUACCUACUCAGCUUUCAGAUGGUCUCGUGUUUCUGGUGUUCUUGAAGCUCAUGGAAAAGAGAAGGUUUCUGUAAUCUUUCUACCCAGAGACAGAGGAGAUUACUCCCAGUUCUGGGACCUUGAGUGUUACCCUAUUGAAAACCCAAAUAGGAAACACAAAUUAAGAUUUCAGCUUUCUGGAGCGGGAAUUAAAACAGAAAAUAAAACUUCAACUCUGAAAGCUUCCGCAGAUGCCCUCACAGGAACUGAACUUCCACCUGUGCCAGGGAGGAAGGGUUGCUCUGAUGCAUCUGCAGUUAAAGCAGGACAAAACAGUAACUCCGUUCGAGGACUGUAUGCUCCAGAAGACCUCUAUACCUUUCCCCCAACCCGAGUUGGGGAGACGCGCACGUUAAAGGUCAAUUUGCGGAAUAAUUCUUUUACUACACACCUGUUGAAGUUUGUAAACCCUGGAGAACCUUUCCACAUCAAGCACUUGAGGUACUCCUUAAGAUCCCAUCAUUACAUCAACGUGCCAGUGCAGUUCAAGCCAAAGGCAGAAGGCAGAUUUGAAUCUCUCUUGGUUGUGCAAACAAACAAACAUGGCUGUCUUGGUAUUCGGCUAUGCGGUAAAGCUAUUCCCAAAGAAUAG
Messenger RNA from Tinamus guttatus (white-throated tinamou), 7593 nucleotides. The record is from RefSeq and is a predicted model, not a curated record. Lineage: Eukaryota; Metazoa; Chordata; Aves; Tinamiformes; Tinamidae.